Messenger RNA from Myotis davidii, 637 nucleotides. RefSeq names its product olfactory receptor 8S1-like. The record is from RefSeq and is a predicted model, not a curated record. The annotation marks the transcript as partial. Gene Ontology annotation, cellular component: membrane. NCBI's taxonomy places the organism in Eukaryota, Metazoa, Chordata, Mammalia, Chiroptera, Vespertilionidae. Gene Ontology annotation, biological process: G protein-coupled receptor signaling pathway. Gene Ontology annotation, molecular function: G protein-coupled receptor activity; olfactory receptor activity. The transcript has a single exon.
CAUACUGAAGGCAAUGAGGAACCACAGUGUUAUCUCUGAGUUCUUCCUCCUCGGGCUGUCUGCGGACCCCCAGAUCCAGCCUCUGCUCUUUGUGCUGUUCCUUGUUAUUUACCUCCUGACCCUGAUGGGGAAUCUGAUGCUGCUGCUGGUGAUCGGGUUUGAUCCCCGUCUUCACAUCCCCAUGUACUUUUUCCUGAGGCAGUUGUCCUUCCUCGAUCUCUGCCACUCCUCUGUCACUGUGCCCAAGCUGCUGGAGAAUCUGCUCUCUGAGAAGAAAACUGUCUCAGUAGAGGGCUGCCUGGCGCAGGUCUUCUUUCUGUUUGCCUCUGGGGGCACUGAAUCCUGCCUACUCACUGUGAUGGCAUAUGACCGCUAUGUUGCCAUCAGUUCUCCUCUGCUCUAUGCCCAGGUAAUGAACAGACAGCUGUGUAUGGGGCUGGUGUGGGCCUCAUGGAGUUUGGCUUUUCUGGAUGCUCUUAUCAAUAUCCUUGUAGCUCUCAAAUUAGACUUCUGUGAGGCUCAAGAUAUCCACCACUUCUGCUGUGAGCUGUCCUCUCUUUACCCUUUGUCCUGCUCUGAUGUGACUGCAAGUUUUAUUGCCCUGCUCUGCUCUAGCGUCCUGCAUUUCUUUGGAAAU